CAGUGGAGUGGUUAAAGUUAAAUGUAGAAGAGAAAAAUAGAACCACGGUCCAUGUAGUUAUCACUGUGCACGGUUGCAUUUAUGUGACCAACAAAAUGGGUUUACAAGAAAAACUGGUUAGGAGUCGCGUUCCUGUAAAAUGUAGAAGCGCGAAAGCAGCUACUAGGCUUGCACGGCAUUAUGAUUUUAACUGGGGAGUGGGCUUAGGACUUCCUGGGGUAAAGUCAGUAAGCUCUAGUCAUUUUGUAUUUGUGUAG
Dentiscutata heterogama is the source of this 257-nucleotide messenger RNA. NCBI's taxonomy places the organism in Eukaryota, Fungi, Glomeromycota, Glomeromycetes, Diversisporales, Gigasporaceae. The record is from the annotation of a GenBank genome assembly.